CUUAAUUUUUGUGCGUUUAAAGUUCUAAUAAUUUUUUGCCGUUUCUCUUUCUUAAGGUUUUUCCUUCAUUUUUUCUUGUGAAUUGCUUCUACCCUUUGUGCAUAAUAAACACAGUAGUUUUGAAGUAUUCGAAUCAGAAAGAAAGCUAAGUUAUCAAGAAGAUGGGUUUUCCAAAGGAAGAGAAAUCCAAGAGGGUAUUGAGAGGUGUGAAGAUUGUGUUCUUCUUGAUCACGAUGGUUUUCUCACUUCUUAUUUUCUCUGCCCCAGUUCUAUCGGUCAUUGUCGAUGCACUUGUUCCUUCAGUUCUAUUCUCAGCCUUUUCUUCCUCUUCUCUUUUCUCCCAUUUUCAGAACUACCAUUUCGGAUACUCUCUCAUUGACAUACCCCUUCUAUCUAUUGCACGAUCACUUCUCAUUUUCUGUGUUUAUAGUUUUUGUGAUGGACCAAAGCUUUCACGUGGGCCUUAUCUGGGAGUGACCAUGUUAUGCUCUGUGAUGUCUCUGAUGUUUGUUUGCUUCAAAGUUGUUUACUUGUUUGGCUACGACACAAGUGUUGGAGAAACAGAAUUACUAAGGUACGACAGAGGCUCCCAGAUAACUCUCUUCGUGUGGUCGUGUUCUUUGGCAGUGUUACAUGUGGUUGUUGCCUACAGAACAAGUUGCAGAGAAAGAAAGAAGCUUCUGGUUUACAAAAUUGACAUUGAAGGUGUAAGAGCUUGUUCUUCUUCCUACUUUGUUUCGUUACAUGAUAAAACAGAAAAAGAAAAAGAUGAUAUUUGCUUGUUUUCUUGUAAAUGAUUGACCUACUUGUGCAUC
This is a messenger RNA of Vigna umbellata (rice bean), 815 nucleotides long. RefSeq lists its product as uncharacterized. The record is from RefSeq and is a predicted model, not a curated record. NCBI's taxonomy places the organism in Eukaryota, Viridiplantae, Streptophyta, Magnoliopsida, Fabales, Fabaceae.